AUGGCUGGCAAUGAUCCCGAGCACAGAGAGGAGGAGGAGGCUCCCGCCACCGCCGAAGACGAGGACACUGGGGCUCAGGUCGCCCCUAUCGUCCGCCUCGAGGAGGUGGCAGUCACGACCGGAGAGGAAGAGGAGGAUGUUCUCCUUGAGCUGUUAGUUGCUCUCCUCUUUUUUACAAUCUGUUCUCCUAGUCCGCUCCUAGGUUUUUUUUUCUUUUUCUGCGAUUUCUCGUCUUCUCCGGGACCGCUUUCUGUGGGCGUAUUUCAGUGCUUGUUUGAUGGCGUCGAUCGUAUCGAAUUGUUUCUGCAGGAAAUCGAAGCUUUACCGGUUCGAUAAGGAUGGGAACCAGUGGAAGGAAAGGGGAACGGGCACGGUGAAGCUUCUUAGGCAUAAGGAGACGCUCAAGGUCCGGCUGGUCAUGCGGCAAGCCAAGACACUUAAGAUCUGCGCAAACCAUCUUGGUUAGGGUUUUCCAUCCAGCUGAUUUGAAGAACUUUUUUUUCACCAGUUUAUUGUUUCUGUUCACUUUAAAUUAUAUUCUUUUGGAGGAUACCUUGUUCUUCUCUGAUUUUGCUCACUUUUUUUUUGGUCUCCGCUUCAGUUCUCCCAUCAAUUAGAAUGCAGGAGCACGCGGGGAGUGAUAAGUCAUGCGUGUGGCAUGCCACAGACUUCUCCGAUGGGGAACUGAAGGAUGAAAUGUUUUGCAUUCGUUUCGGAUCUGUUGAGAGUGAGUGCCCUCUGGAUUCUGCUGAUACGUUCUAUUUGAGUUUCAUUCCUAUCUAAAUGGCGAUCUUAUUCUAGCUUGUUAGUUUCUUGCUCCGAUAUCUUUUCUAAGUCAUCGUCUUCCAAUCAUUUUUAGCCUUGUUUCGAUUUUCCGUUUAGCCAAACUCAAGUUUUACCUCGGGAUUAGUCUGUGCUGUUAGUUUUGUUCACACUGCUGUUUGGAAUGUGUUGAAUUUACCUCAUGAUUUCUCGGUUAAUCACCGUUGGCACAUUUUAAUUCACGUAUUUUCUUGAUUGUUGUUUUUUGAUGUCUUCUAGACUUCAUAGUGUGUUUGUUACUGUGAAAAUUAAAACCUCUUUUGGUGCAAGUGGCGCACUUCUCCUUCUUUCGCAUUGGUGAGGUUGGAACUAUUUAUUACAUUGAUGGCUGUCAUGCAAUAUUGUUCACCAGUCUUGUCUAUGACAUCAAUUUUAUUUCCUGCUGUAGUUUUCAAUCCCAAAUCUGGAUCCAUGUUUUAUGCUCUUGCUCUAGAAUGCCAAUCUUAUUACUCUUUGUGCUCAGUGGAGUAGAUCCACAGUCUCUAGCCAUCCAGGAAACACGCCACUUAUGUUUUUCAUGUUGAUAUCUAUCUUUCUCGCUUUGAUCCGGUAUUAAUGUUCAUCACUUCUUUGCAUGAUGAACCCAGAAAUUACAAGCCAUGUUGAUAAUUAGAAGUGUGUUUAUCUGAUUACAAGGCAUGUGAAGCAUGAAAUUUCAGAUCUGAACCCAGAAAAAUAUGAUGCCAUUAUUGACUCAUGUUUGAAAAUUUGCUUUUGCGCUACUAAUUCCCUUUUUUUUCCUCUCUUGCAAAAUGAACGUAUAAGGGGUAAAAUGUAAAUUCCUUUACAAUAAUUGAAUUUUUGGUGCUUGAUAUUUUUGAUAGCUGCGUCAGGCUAUCACAUAAGGAGUGUUAAUACCACAAGUUGAAAGCAAUAAUUCUUAAAAAAAUCUUAACUUUACUUAGAUAUAUUUAUGAGGCGGCUACUUGCCAAUUAUGUGCACUUUUGGAUUAUAUUGUACGAAUCAUAAGUGCACCUCAAUUCUACACACGUAACCCAUAAAGAGAAUCUAGAAUAUUGUAAACACUGUAAUUUCUCCUCAUGAUCAUUACACGCAGGAUCACCUAUUUAUUUUGAAUGAUUCCUGCAACUUUCAUAUCACAAUGGAACUAUGUAGACUUCUUUCUGGGAAAUUUCUGUACAACUGCAUCAACAUUAGGGGAGGAAUCAUGUAAAACCUUUGUGCUGUUUUGCUAGAUUCCCGCUUUAAGCCAUCGCAACCCUCUUUAGAAUCGGAUACACAAUGAGCUUCCGUUCAUAUCUCUUUUGCUUAUAUAAUAAUGGUGUGCCCACCCAGACUGCAAGAAGUUCAUGGAGAAGGUGGAGGAGAUUGCCGAGUCCCAAGAAGAAAAGGAAGAGAAGGACGGCGGGGGAGAGGCCACAAGUGCCGCUGGGCUCCUGGAGAAGCUGACUGUCAAGGAGGCCCAAUCUGAGGAGAAACCCGCUGAGGGAGCAUCAGGCAAGAAGGAAGAGGAGAAACCUGAGACAGAAAAGAAGGCAGAGUAG
Messenger RNA from Spirodela intermedia, 2328 nucleotides. Lineage: Eukaryota; Viridiplantae; Streptophyta; Magnoliopsida; Alismatales; Araceae. The record is from the annotation of a GenBank genome assembly.